AUCCGUCACUUAAUUAUCAUCAUAUUCCUUUUGAUCGUUCCUACCAGGAUUUUUCAUUCACAACAUAAAAAUAAAUCAAUGGUUUCGAAGGCGAAUUCUAUUUAUAGAUGUGGGAGAAAUAGAAACGACUAAAAUAGAUCCAUUCGUGUGAACUCGGGAUUUUACAUUAGCUCGUAAAGCACCUGUUUUGUCGAUAAGUGUCUGUGACGUCAAUGAUCACUUUGACGUAGGCCGGAGAUAUUUAUAAACAUUAGAGAUAGUGUGUGUGUUCAGAUUUUAAAGAAGAGUGGAUCGGAGCGGAUUGAAUUUUAUUUUUUAAGUGAUGCUACCGGUAGAGAUUAAAACUUCCGAGCGGCAGGUUCCACAAGUAAAUAAUAACUUAAAAGAAAUCAUUGUGCCAAAAUAUUUGGAGGGGGUUGUCCCCCCAAUAUUCAACAAAAAUAAGGACAAAAUUCGGCCUGUUAAUGCAAAGUCAAAAACAAACACGAAAGUUUGGAAGCAUUCGCUGGACUUAAGUGGAUUCAAACCGGAGGAAAUUCAGGUGAAUUGUUCGGACUCUAACACAGUUUCCGUGACAGCAGAAAAAAUUAAAAGCAAUGACCAGAAAGGAUUUCAGCUGAAAAGAACAGUGUUUGUCCCAAGGGGAGUGGACAUGUGCAAUAUUUCCAGCUUUGUGUCCGAUGACGGAAAGUUGGUGAUUCAAGCCCCGUAUCAGCGUACCCCGGCCAGGGAAGGCUGUCAAAAAUGUUCUUUAAAAAGAAAAUUGAAUGAAAGUACAGAAAAAUCUCAGGGAUACAUUAAUGCCAAAAAGCUUAGGACUGAGUCAAUCGAUACCACAAACGGGACAGAAAAUCAAUGUGGUUCAGAGGCUGGUAUUGCGGAGGCAGACCGACGUCAUCAAAGAGGCGCGAUGUCGUGUCCCCCUACCGGAAAUACCCGGUCACGCGGUACAGGAAAGGAAGAGGAAGAAACGGUACAUAUUGACCUCACUGAACCCGAUACCUCACCCACAUCCAACAUGUCUAACUGUAAAACUAUAAAUUCCAAUAACGACAAAAAUCCAUCCUUACCUGAAUCAAAUUCUGCCAAAACUCACGCUUGCCCUCCGUCCCCUAAAUCUCAGGUAAACUCAGACUCCUCCCCCGCCAAACCGUCCCCCGUGACGUACAGCAAUGCUGCCAGGUCUGUGAGCCCGGCCCCUAAGGUCCUGGGGAUAAGUGAGGGGUCAGACGUCUCCUAUAAGGACAUUGGUCGACUUCCGUCCGUCCGGCGCCAGUCCGUCGUCCUGAAUGUCCCCAUUGAGAACUUUUUCCCUGACAAGGACGACAUCGUGAUAUCGUUACAGGGGAACACGCUCAAAAUAAAGGCCACCAGGACCCAGCAGGUCAAGCAGGCCAAACUCUCAGAACUGUUCGUCAAAGAGCUCGUGUUUCCUCCCCACUUUGACUGUCGCUCAGUCCAACUCGCCCGGGACCCUAAGGGGUCUUUGAUAGUCACCGUGGACAAGUCUCUAUGAGUGUGUGUCUGUCUGUAAUGUAGAUGUAUGUAAUUGUGUUGAAAUGAUAU
Messenger RNA from Saccostrea cuccullata (small rock oyster), 1566 nucleotides. RefSeq lists its product as uncharacterized. The record is from RefSeq and is a predicted model, not a curated record. Bases 323 to 1516 code for a protein of 397 amino acids. The transcript has a single exon. Lineage: Eukaryota; Metazoa; Mollusca; Bivalvia; Ostreida; Ostreidae.